This is a messenger RNA of Arachis ipaensis, 417 nucleotides long. Its product is annotated as Putative membrane lipoprotein. NCBI's taxonomy places the organism in Eukaryota, Viridiplantae, Streptophyta, Magnoliopsida, Fabales, Fabaceae. The record is from RefSeq and is a predicted model, not a curated record.
AUGCCUGGAGAUUCUGAUCCUGAUUCCGGGCGCGCAUUCAUAUGGCUCAUCACUUGCAUUUUGUUCAUCUCAAUAUUGGCAGGAGGAGGAUGCCUUUUGGCCUACAUAGUCCUUCCUGAGUCGCAAACAUCGCCGUUGAUUCCCAUACUUGGGGUGACAUUGGUGUGUCUACCAUGGGCCUUUUGGUUCUUGACAUGCUUAUACAGAAUCUUCUCAAGGUGGUGUUGUGGAGAUAGAGAUGUCCCUGCUAAUUAUAAUUAUGGCGGACGAGGAUUCGCUGCUUCUGCCUCAAAUACGCGUAGGAAUGCAGACUUGGAGGUUGCAUCUCAAUCAGGCAAAGGUAGCCACUUGAAUAGGGCAUCCUCUGUUGCUUCAAAUGAGAGUGAAGCUGCACUUGCAAGUUCAAUGGCCUCUUGA